UGCCUUGUGGUCCGACGCUUAGAUAGCUGAUGUUCUGCCAUUUCCACUUAGCUCCGCUCCCCAAACAAAUAGCCCUAACCCCAAAUCCUCCUAUCCCAUCGGCGCCAUGGUCGUUGCUCACCUUCUGACUCCCUGCUUAUUCUCUCCCGUUCACUCCCCUCGGCGACUCUCCCGCCUCCCUGCCUUCCGGGUUCAGAGGCGACGCGCCCCGUUGGUAGCCAGCCGUCGGCAGAAGCCAUGCCUCGCCUGUGGCGCCGACACUCUGGUCGCUCGAUCAGAGGGGAGCUCGCAGGUCCUCCCCUCCGACAAAGUUAGGGCGGAGGGAGCGGAGCUCAAAUCCUGGCUGCACCAGCAUGGAUUACCGCCGUGCAAGGUUGACCUUAAGGAGAGACCUUCGCAUGACGGGAAGCAUCGGCCUAUUCAUUACGUCGCGGCCAGUGAGGAUCUGCAGGCGGGUGAUCUUGUAUUUUCGGUGCCGAACUCAUUAGUAGUGACCCUGGAUAGAGUUUUGGGAAAUGAAACCAUCGCUGAACUAUUGACCACAAACAAGCUAUCUGAAUUAGCUUGUUUAGCACUAUAUCUCAUGUAUGAGAAAAAGCAAGGAAAGAAGUCAUUCUGGUAUCCAUUCAUCAGGGAACUUGAUCGCCAGCGAGGAAGAGGCCAGCUAGCUGUAGAAUCUCCUCUUCUUUGGUCUGAAUCUGAAUUGGCCUACUUAGAUGGCAGUCACACAAAGGCAGAAGUUCUUGGAAGAGAAGAAGGAAUAAAGCGAGAGUAUAAUGAGCUGGACACAGUUUGGUUCAUGGCUGGAUCUCUUUUUCAGCAAUAUCCCUUUGACAUUCCUACGGAGGCUUUUCCAUUUGAGAUUUUCAAGCAGGCAUUUGUUGCAGUACAGUCAUGUGUUGUUCAUUUGCAGAAGGUAACUUUGGCCAGAAGGUUUGCAUUAGUUCCUCUGGGACCUCCUUUGUUGGCUUACAAGAGCAACUGUAAAGCAAUGUUAACUGCUACUGAUACUUCUGUUCAACUAGUAGUUGAUUGUCCAUACAAAGCUGGAGAUCCUAUUGUCGUAUGGUGUGGACCCCAACCAAACUCUAGGUUGCUUCUCAAUUAUGGUUUUGUUGAUGAAGACAAUCCUUAUGACCGUAUACUAAUUGAGGCAUCUUUAAAUACAGAAGAUCCUCAAUACCAAGAAAAGAGAAUGGUUGCUCAGAGAAAUGGAAAGCUAUCUGUCCAAACUUUUCUUGUGCAUGUAGGUAGAGAAAAGGAAGCCAUAUUAGAGAUGCUGCCAUACCUCAGAUUAGGCUGCAUUUCCAAUGCAGCUGAUAUGCACUCUGUCAUUUCUUCUCAAGGCCCUACAUGUCUGUUAAGCCCAUGCAUGGAGAGAGCUGUGCUCGACCAACUUGUAAACUACUUUGAGGCUCGGUUGGUGGCCUACCCUACAACUUUGAUUGAGGAUGAAGAUAUGUUGGCAGAUUGCAACCUGGAUCCGAAGAAGCGAGUUGCAGUUCAACUAGUUAAAUUGGAAAAAAAAAUGAUUCAUGCUUGUUUGCAGGCCACUUAUGAUUUUAUACAUGAAUUACCAGAUGACACAAUAUCUCCUUGUCCAGCUCCUUUCAUGCCACAGUUGAAAAUUUAGGGAUAAAGAAGAUUAUAAGUAAAGCUCUUAAGCAGCAUCAAAUCAGCAUCGCAUAGAUGGUUUAAGACACCUAACUUUCUGAAGUGAAUGUUCGUCUGAUAACGUAUCGUUGCCAGUAAAUACUUCCGUGUAUUGAAAAGUGAAAACUGAUUUCUAAGGUCAUGGGGGCAAUUGCAGUAGCUGCGUUGUACAAGUUAGGUCUUUUUUCAAUACUUGCAAAGAUGCUUCUUCUAUAUGUUUUCUUAUUACUGCUACGUAUGUGCAUACUGUUUUCGAUAACUAGAGGACCCUAUUAUUUUAUUUCUUGUACAUAUUGUUGUACAUAAGUGGGGCGUCCUAUUGUUGUUUCUUUCUAGUAUUGCGAUUGUGUUGUGAAAUCACUACUGAUUCAGUUUGUUCAAUUGCAUCUGAUAACUGGGCUAGUUCAUGUUUGGCA
This is a messenger RNA of Zingiber officinale, 2069 nucleotides long. Its product is annotated as ribulose-1,5 bisphosphate carboxylase/oxygenase large subunit N-methyltransferase, chloroplastic-like. The coding region runs from base 107 to 1633 and encodes 508 amino acids. Gene Ontology annotation, cellular component: chloroplast stroma. Gene Ontology annotation, biological process: peptidyl-lysine monomethylation. The record is from RefSeq and is a predicted model, not a curated record. Gene Ontology annotation, molecular function: protein-lysine N-methyltransferase activity. The transcript is spliced from 13 exons. NCBI's taxonomy places the organism in Eukaryota, Viridiplantae, Streptophyta, Magnoliopsida, Zingiberales, Zingiberaceae.